This is a messenger RNA of Chelonus insularis, 4508 nucleotides long. Its product is annotated as multidrug resistance-associated protein 4-like. The coding region runs from base 413 to 4471 and encodes 1352 amino acids. Gene Ontology annotation, molecular function: ATP binding; ATP hydrolysis activity; ABC-type transporter activity. Gene Ontology annotation, biological process: transmembrane transport. Lineage: Eukaryota; Metazoa; Arthropoda; Insecta; Hymenoptera; Braconidae. Gene Ontology annotation, cellular component: membrane. The transcript has 5 exons. The record is from RefSeq and is a predicted model, not a curated record.
CUGUAUUUUUUGAAAUGAUUCUACCAUAUUUUUUCUCCUCAAGUGAAAAUACUUAAUAAAAUGAUUUAAAGACUUGUUAAGUAUAUAGUUUUACAUCGAGUUAUUAUUAGUUUUGAUUUAUUUUGAUGUUUCAUUAUUACAUUACAAACGAUAAUGUGUGUAAAAAAAUAGUAGGUUAAAAUAAUAGUAACAGAAUAACAAAGGGAAUCUACGCACACCAUGAUAAUGAAAAAUAGAAUAUUGUAAUUAAAAUUGCUGCUAUUGAAAAAGUGAGAUAUAAUAGUUCAUUACAUACAACUUAUUAAACAUAAAAGAUUCGAUUUAAUCGACGUGUUAGUCAGACAUUGUAUAGUCAAGUAUUCCUAUCCGUUCAAUUUUGGUUAACCGAAUCAUAGAUUUAAUCAAAUUAGCAAUGGACAGUAGUAAAAAGUAUAAUAAUCCAAAUCCAAGAUUAGUAGCUAAUCCUUUUAGUAAAUUAUUCUUUUGGUGGUUGAAACCAUUAUUUCAGUAUGGAAGAACUCAUGAUUUAGAUGUUAAAGAUCUUCAUAAUGUCUUACCUGAGGAUCUUAGUGAAAGUCUUGGUGAUGUUCUUGAAAGGAAUUGGAGUAAAGAAAAAGAUGCUGCAAAAGAAGAAAAAAGAGUUCCUAAAUUAAGAAGUGCAUUACAAAACACUUAUUGGUAUUCUAAUAUUUAUCUUGGAUUUUGGACAUUGUUAUGCGUUUUUUUUCGAAUACUUCAACCAUAUAUUUUAGGCCGCCUUAUAUGGCAUUUUGAUUCCCGGUCUAACAGCACAAUUGUUGAAGCAUAUAUCUAUGCCACUGGUGUUGUGUUAAUUUUAUGGUUAAAUGGAUUUCUUGAACACCAUACUAGUUCAAAACAAAUGGAAUUUGGUAUGAGAGUACGAGUUGCUUGUUCUUCAUUAGUUUAUAGAAAGAUACUUAAAUUAUCAGUAUCAGCAGCAAAUAAAGCAGCAUCUGGACAAGUACUUAAUCUUUUAUCAAACGAUGUUUCGAGAUUUGAUAAUUUAUUUCUCUUCAUCCACUAUUUAUGGAUAAUGCCAUUUCAAGGAAUAGUAACAGCAUAUUUGAUUUGGCAAAAUGUGGGUUUGGCUACUUUAGCAGGAAUAUUUGUUAUGAUAAUUCAAACAAUACCUCUUCAAUUAUGCUUAAGUAAAUGGAUUUAUAAAUUUCGUGGAAAAGUAGCCGUUCGCACUGAUGAGCGAGUACGAUUAAUGGCUGAGAUAGUUGGUGGAAUUAAAGUUAUUAAAAUGUACACCUGGGAAAAGCCAUUUCAGCAUCUUGUUGCAUUAGCAAGAGAAUAUGAAAUUGAUAUACUUACAAUCGUAUCGUACUUAAGAGGUUUUAGUUAUGCUACAUAUGUUUUUUCUGAACGUGUGGGUACUUUUUUUACAAUAAUGAUAUUUGUACUUAAUGGAAAUAAUGUAUCAGCUGAUGUGGUAUUUUCAGUAGCUCAACAUAUGCAUAAACUUCAGCUUACAAUGGCUAUUUUUUGUCCAUUAGCAAUAGCGUCUAUUGCCGAAUGUUUAGUAACCAUAAAUAGACUCGAAGAUUUUUUAUUGCUCGAGGAAAAUCGACCAUUAACGAUUUCUGCAUCAGCUACCAACAAUAAAACAAUUAUUCAAAUAAAAGAAAUGAGUGCAUCUUGGGUUGAAAAACUUAUUGCAAAUACGUUACAUGAUAUAAACAUAACAAUAGAGUCAAGGCAACUCUGUGCCUUUGUGGGACCAAUAGGUGCAGGAAAAAGUUCACUAUUAUUAUUAAUUUUAGGUGAGCUUAACGCUAAUCGUGGUCAUGUUAUUGUUAGAGGAGAAGUAUCAUAUGCAAGUCAGGAACCUUGGAUAUUUGCGGGUUCAGUAAAAAAUAAUAUUAUUUUUGGUCAACCUUAUGAUGAUAAAAAGUACCAAAAAGUGAUUAAAGCGUGCUCUUUAAUAAAAGAUUUUAAUCAACUACCUCAAGGUGAUAAAACAUUAGUAGGAGAAAAUGGAGCAGGAUUAAGUGGUGGACAAAAAGCAAGAAUAAAUUUAGCUAGAGCUGUAUACAGAGAUGCUGAUAUUUAUUUAUUAGAUGAUCCACUUUCAGCAGUUGAUACCCAUGUAGGACGAAGAAUAUUUGAUGAUUGUAUCAAGGAAUUACUUAAAGAUAAAACAAGAAUUUUAGUUACUCAUCAAAUUCAAUACCUGAAAGAAGUUGAUUUUAUCGUUAUGUUAAAUAAUGGGGUGAUUCAAAAGCAAGGAAUUUACAAAGAUUUUGAUAAAGAACAUUUUGAAAUUUUACAUUCAAAUAGUACUGAUGAGACAAAUGAAAUGAAUGAUGAUGGAGACAGAGAAUCAACUCCAUCAGCAGAAGUUGUUUCUUCUCUUGACACUUUUUAUAAGUCAGAAGAAGAUAAUGAAAAUGAGCCAGAAGAAACAAAAGAAUUGAUGGCUUCUGGAGGUGUGAAAAAAAGUUUAUACUGGAAAUAUUUCCGAGCUGGAAGUUCUAUUUGGAUACUAUUGCUUUUUCUGUUUUUUGCAAUUCUCGGACAAAUUGGCAGUAGUGGUUCUGAUUAUUGGGUUUCUUAUUGGACUACACAAGAGGAAAUAAAAUUUAGGAAUACAUUGAAUAAAAAUAUCAACAUUUCUUAUGAUAAUUAUACAACGUAUGAAAAUUCAACAGAUUUAGAAUUAUUUAACAAUAGUUCGAUACUUAAUGAUGAUGAUGAUAUUAUAACUGAAAAAUUGAUUCAAAACUCAACAAAUUUUACUCAUUCAAAUGACAAUGAAACUAAGACUGUAAAUUUUAAUUAUAUUGAUGAAAAUUUUGCACUAUGGAUUUAUGGAACAUUGAUACUACUGAGUGUUAUUAUGACAACUGCAAGAAACAUGACAUUUUUAAAAAUUUGUAUGAAUGCAAGUAAAAGUUUACACAAUACAAUGUUCGCUUGUAUAUUAAAAGCACCAAUGAGAUUUUUUCAUACAAAUUCAUCUGGAAGAAUACUGAAUAGAUUUUCGAAAGAUGUUGGAUGUGUCGAUGAAUUAUUGCCCAAAUCUAUGAUCGAAGCUAUUCAAAUUUAUGCAGUUAUGAUUGGAAUUUUUAUACAAAUUAUCAUUGUCAACUGGUGGUCUAUAUUUUUAUUAAUAAUAAUGGGUUAUUUUUAUUGGAAAAUAAAAAAUGUUUAUUUAUCAACUGCACAAGAUGUGAAAAGAUUGGAGGGAGUUACUAAAAGCCCAGUAUUUUCUCAUGUAAACUCAUCAUUAUCAGGAUUAACAACAAUAAGAUCUUCAAAGAGUCAAGAACUUGUUAGAAAAGAAUUUGAUAGUUUUCAAAAUGUUCAUUCAAGUGCAUGUUCAACUGUUAUUUUUACAAGUGCAUGGUUUGGAUUAUGGUUAGAUGUUGUCACAAUAUUAUUUGUUACACUUAUAACAUACUGUUUUAUAAUUUUUCAUAGUGAAUAUACAUACGCUGGUUCAGUUGGGCUUGCGUUAUCGCAAAUUUUUGUUCUUUGUGGAAUGUUACAGUAUGGAAUACGUACAACUGCUGAAGCCAUGACACAAAUGACUAGCGUAGAAAGAAUACUCGAGUUUACGAAAUUAGAAGAAGAAGGACCAUUUGAAAGUGAACCAAAUAAAAAACCACUAUCAACUUGGCCUGACAAAGGCAAGAUUUUAUUUCAAAACUUGUACUUAAGAUAUUCUAAGGAUGAUGAGCCUAUACUUAAAGACUUAAAUAUUACAAUAGAAGCAGAGAUGAAAGUAGGAAUUGUUGGACGUACUGGUGCUGGAAAAUCGUCACUUGUUAAUGCUCUCUUUAAUUUAUGUCAACUUGAAGGUGAUAUUUUUAUUGAUGGAAUAAAUACAAAAACAAUUGGUCUUCAUGAUUUAAGAAAUAAAUUAUCUAUAAUUCCUCAAGAGCCUAUUCUAUUUUCUGCAACAUUACGUGAUAAUCUUGAUCCAUUUCAUGAAUAUCAAGAUAAUCUUUUAUGGAAUGCAUUAGAAGAAGUAGAACUUAAAACGGCAGUUUCAUCAUUAGAUCAUUUCGUGACUCAAGGAGGAAGUAAUUUUAGUGCUGGUCAAAGACAGUUGCUUUGCUUAGCAAGAGCCAUUAUUAGAAAUAACAAAAUUCUUAUUCUUGAUGAAGCUACUGCCAAUGUUGAUCAAAAUACUGAUGCUCUUAUUCAAACAACUAUAAGAUCCAAAUUUAAAAAUUGCACUGUUCUGACUAUAGCUCAUCGUUUAAAUACAAUUAUGGAUAGUGAUAAAGUUCUAGUAUUGGAAAAUGGACGAGUUCUUGAAUUUGAUCAUCCGCACAUUUUACUUCAAAACCCAGCUGGGGUUUUUACUAAAAUGCUGAACGAGACUGGAUCAUCAAUGAUUAAUAAAUUAAAAAAAAUAUCUGAAAAUAGUUAUAAUACAUUGAAAACAUUAAAUGCUAAUAAUUCAGCUGAAACAAUGCCAAAGUUAAAUACAGAAUAAAAUUGCCAAAUACUUUUUUAUAAUGCCAUUAUAUUGA